AGAAGGCGUCACCAUCUGUCAUCCAGCAGCAUCGCUUCAUGCAUGCGCCUGGGCCGGACCGUGGCACCUCUCAGCCAGGCUCUCCUCCCAUAGUUGAGACAGCUGUAGACCGCUAGCCGUGGAGGACUUAAUUAUUUGGAGGUCUGGCUAAAAACAAGCAGCUCUGUGUUUCACUCUUCCACUUUAAUUGCAACCAUCCUUCAGAUCAUCACAUAUGGCGACUUGGCUUUUUCACAUCUUGAGUUUUUUGAUCCUCGAGUCCGGCGGGGCUCACUUCGCGUCGAAAGGUUACGAUGGAGUCGCGCGUCAGGUUCCCGGCGCGCCACCGGCCGUGGAUCAGCGCGUGUUUGCGCAGGAGAGCCCGAACCGGGACAUGGUCUCCGUGAACAUGCUCAAUGUGUACGAGAGGUACAGCAAGGAGCCGCGGAGCCGCAGGGAGGGAAACACCGUGAGGAGUUUCAAAGCUGUCCCGAGAGUUUUGCACGGCAAAGAGCUGUUCCAGUUUAACUUGUCCUCAAUUCAAAACUCAGAGAUCAUCCUUUCUGCCUCUUUUCACUUCCAUAACAAGCGCCCCCGCCACCACCAGAGACCGUGGCGCUUCCAAAAGCCUCUCCACCAAUCCAUUGGACUCCAGCAUUCCCAUCUGCCCUCCUCGCAAUUUCUCUUCUAUGGAUCCUCCUCAAAUUCUCCUUUUGCAACACUUCUUGGAAACGUAAGUUUUGUAUCUCUCAAGAAAGGCUCUUGGCAAACAAGAGAUGUGACCACAGUGGUGAAACAGGCCAGGGAUGUCGAUGAGCUUGUGAUCACUGUGGAGGUUGAUGUGGGGUUUGAGGCAGCAAGGAUGCAACAGAGAGGUGCUUUCAGCCAUGAGCAUCUUUCUCUGGCCAACCUGCCCUACAUCUUGGUAUAUGCUGACGAUCAAGCUAUAGAUCAGCCAAACAGCGUCGCCUUGUCACUUCAGAGGUACGGGCCUUUUCCUGUUGGGCAGGACGCAUCCACCUCCACUUCAGCUUCAAGGAUCCGGAGAGAGCUACAUCUCCAGAUUCAAACCAAUGACAUCCCGGAGGUUCAUUUCAGCACCUUGAAAAACCAUGAAUUGUGGCAGAACACAUAUUUCCCGGCUAAAGCUAAACCUGCAGUCAAAACUGGGAGAAAGCAUGGUCAGAUGAGCAGCGAGGGCAUGAGCAAGCCCCAGGUUCUAAACUUUGAUGAGAGGACAAUGAAAAAGGCGAGAAGGAGACAGUGGAGCGAACCCAAGGUUUGCACCAGACGUUACCUCAGGGUGGACUUCGCUGACAUUGGCUGGAGCGAGUGGGUGGUGGCGCCAAAGUCUUUUGAUGCCUAUUACUGUGCCGGGACAUGUGGAUUUCCCAUACCUAAAUUGGCACAUCCCUCUAAUCAUGCCACCAUCCAAAGUAUAGUCCGAGCUGUAGGAAUCAUCCCUGGAGUCCCUGAACCAUGUUGCGUUCCAGACCAGAUGAGUCCCCUUAGUGUCCUCUUCCUGGACCCUGACAAAAACAUGGUACUCAAGGUCUACCCUGGAAUGUCUGUGGAUACCUGUGGCUGUCGAUAGGACCAUCCAAGCCUCCGAGAAGUGUGAUGAAUGAAAAGACGGUGUGAAAGACUAUACUGUAUGGGCACAUGGCGUAGCAGUGAAGCGUGCGGCUCAUAUACGGAGGCUUCAGUCCUUGACACAGCUGUACCUGGUUUGAGUCCCUACCACAGAGACCAGUGCUGCAUGUCUUCCCCCUCCCUUCACCCCCUUCAUGUCUGCCUUCUUUUAAAUAACAAAAAAAUAAAGGCCAAGAGUAAAGAAAAAAAAAAAAGAAAGAAAGACUAUACUGUAGACACUGAACGUGCAGGAAACCACGUCAGAGGUAAGAACUGCAAGAAAUGUCAGGAAUGGCAUGAUAUGUUAAAGACAACUGAGAAAAGGCUUUUUUAUCACAAUUGGACUUGUUUGUUAUGAUCCUGACUGAGUGUUGCCUUAAAGUAUGCUGCUUAUAAAACUAAUGUUUAGUACUUAUUCUUUUUCAUUUACUUCCUUAAAUCAUUGAGAGAAAAACGGAGGAGGUUCCCUUAAAGAAACAUGUACAAAUCUUUGUUGUUAACUACCCAAAUGUCAAUGGGUUUAGGCUUCUUUUUUUUUUUUUUUUUUUUUGUAUUUCUGAAGUGAUUCUGUUUUAGCUCAAAUGUCUGCCUGGAUUCAAGUGGACCUGGUUUUGCAGGGUCACCUUAGACUCUUCAGGAACAACCCUGUGCAGGAAACCAAGUUAACCAUUUGUGUUCAGUUGUUGACAAGCUGCAUUUCAGCAGCUUCCUCUCUUGGCUUUCAUCUUUCAUUUUAGGAACUCACGUUUUGGCGGGAUGACAAACUGCAACCUUACUGAGAAUAUAAGAAACAGAGGCUGCAGAAUGCUCAAUUUGUUUUCAUGUCAGUACUGUGGCGUGGUGUGGUGGGGUGGGGUGAGGUGAGGUGAGGUGCAGACCACACGUUUUAUCAUGAAUGAUGCAUCGUAAUCUCCUUAAAAUCAGUUCCAUUACAAUUGUUUCUAUGUUUUGCAUUUAAAGAAUGUACUUGGUCUUCCUUUGAAAAUUUGAGCAUAUCAAAGUCUGCAUAGAUCAGUCUGCUACAUCAAAGGGAAAAAGCAGUGUGAUGCUGCCAUCUACUGUGCCUUCUGUGAAAGUUGAUGAAAUGUGAAAUGAAACACUUUCUUAGUGUGGCUGUUUAGGAUUUCCUUACACAUGUAGCCCAUAAACAGACUUGUACAGUUAGUGAUUUGUAAAAUAACAACAAUGGAUUUAAACAGUAUGUAAAAAGGUAAAUGUAUGUAUUCAUAUGUACGCGCUUAUAAAGUGGAAUUAAAUGGUAUUACAAUAGAAAAUGCUUUAACAUAAUUGCAUGGUACAGUUAUGGAUGAAAAAGGAUAUACAGUCGAUGGUAAAUAUUAACUUUAUAUAAAAUUGGUAACUGUAAAGCUAUUACUUCUAAAAACGAUUUUAAAAUACAUUCUUAUAAAUUAA
Girardinichthys multiradiatus is the source of this 3024-nucleotide messenger RNA. RefSeq names its product growth differentiation factor 10b (gene ifngr1l). Lineage: Eukaryota; Metazoa; Chordata; Actinopteri; Cyprinodontiformes; Goodeidae. Gene Ontology annotation, cellular component: extracellular region. The record is from RefSeq and is a predicted model, not a curated record. The transcript is spliced from 3 exons. Gene Ontology annotation, biological process: SMAD protein signal transduction; BMP signaling pathway. The coding region runs from base 215 to 1573 and encodes 452 amino acids. Gene Ontology annotation, molecular function: cytokine activity; growth factor activity.